Stereum hirsutum FP-91666 SS1 is the source of this 1124-nucleotide messenger RNA. RefSeq lists its product as uncharacterized. The transcript has a single exon. The annotation marks the transcript as partial. Lineage: Eukaryota; Fungi; Basidiomycota; Agaricomycetes; Russulales; Stereaceae. The record is from RefSeq and is a predicted model, not a curated record.
GUAAAGUCCACCCACAAUGAAAAGUCAAAUACCGACGGAGCACUUUCGCAUGCCAACCGAGUUCGAUUGUUAAAUGAAUAACUCCCAACAACCUACAAGAGCACGGACAAGGACGCUCGCUAUGAUCGUCCGUCGCGACAUAAUACCGGUCCCAAUUGGGUCAUAUACGCCCGAGACGGAUGUAAAGAACGUAACCUUAACGCGCGUUGCCUAGGUGUGUCUCAAAGCAUAUACUCUGCCACAAGAGGGGUGUUAUAUGUGUCGUGUAUAUUCCAGAGGACCGCUAUACCCAAUAUUGAGAACGGUACCAUGAAGGCUUCCGAUGGCGCAUGAGUCAUCGAAGCUCGACGGACAUCAGACCGCUCAAAAGCCCAAACGGCGACCACGAAAGAUAGAACGAAAUGAUGAAGACGACAUCUUCGAUGCCCUCAGAUGGGACGGUAAAAGUCACGUACCGAGGAUUUGAAAGCCUCCUGUCUCGACCUGCAUCCAAUGUCUAUGAUCGGUCCUACUCGAGCCGCUCGCCACAACGCCACCCGUACUCCCGCAUAUGCCUGGAGUCACAGGUGCCAACACUACCCCCGCCGCCUCCCCCGAUGGUUGAUCCGGCGUGGAGAGCGUCAGUCAAGGUCGAUGAGCUCUGCCGGGCGAGAUGUUGUAUUGGCCCUAAAUACACUUCUCCGUCCGCCGACAGUAGUCUCACCCUCACCCUCGCCCUCACCCUAUUCCUCGCAACUUCGACCACGUCACGACCUCUCACGUCCCCAACAGAACGUUCACCUCUGGCGGAUUAGGAAACUGACCAAUCCGUCUUCACCUGCCCCUCUUCCUCAACCUUCGACUCGCACCGUUCUCCGUUCCCGAUCCUAUUCCGCCGAUCCUCAUCACACUCAUCCUCUCCUUCCUCUUACCGUCCGCCCACUGUUUCUGAAUCAGGUACUUCACGAGCCAGCCAGCCUCGCCUUCCUCUCCUUCGCCUUCGUACCCCUCCCUCUUCCCGCAUGCGUCGCGUCCAUCUCCGUAUCCGUAUCCGUCUUCCUUCCAGAUUCUGACUUAUUCCUUCGUCCUGCCUCGCACGUUUCCGAAGCGGGUGGAAUCGGAAGGCUAAGCAUUGAGGUGUGGAU